Staurois parvus is the source of this 399-nucleotide messenger RNA. The record is from the annotation of a GenBank genome assembly. NCBI's taxonomy places the organism in Eukaryota, Metazoa, Chordata, Amphibia, Anura, Ranidae.
GCCUCCCAUUGCUGCUGCCAGGCCCGUAAUCUGCCAUGGGCCCCUGUACCACCUCCUCAUGCUGCUGCCAGGCCCAUAAUCUGCCAUGGGCCCCUGUACCGCCUCCUAAUGCUGCUGCCAGGUCCAGAGUGUGUCAUGGGUCCCUGUACGGCCUCCCAUUGCUGCUGUCUCCAUCGCCACAUUCUGCCAUGUGCCACUUUCAGAUCUCCUCACACUGCUGGUGGGUUCCAUUUUUGUCAUAGGGUUCUGUAUGGCCUCCCAUUGCUGCUACCUCCACCGCCGCACUGUGGCUCCACACUCUGGUUUUGGCCCCGUGACUGCCCAAAAGUCUUUAUUGUACAUUUAAAAAGCUAUGUUUCACAUUACACUUCUGACCUCUUCUCAACAUAUUCUGAUUCU